Messenger RNA from Sphaerulina musiva SO2202, 1210 nucleotides. Its product is annotated as transmembrane emp24 domain-containing protein 2 precursor. NCBI's taxonomy places the organism in Eukaryota, Fungi, Ascomycota, Dothideomycetes, Mycosphaerellales, Mycosphaerellaceae. Gene Ontology annotation, biological process: Golgi organization; endoplasmic reticulum to Golgi vesicle-mediated transport; intracellular protein transport. Gene Ontology annotation, cellular component: COPII-coated ER to Golgi transport vesicle; endoplasmic reticulum-Golgi intermediate compartment; Golgi apparatus. The record is from RefSeq and is a predicted model, not a curated record. Bases 46 to 654 code for a protein of 202 amino acids. The transcript is spliced from 4 exons.
GUCAAUUGCGCUCGACACACCACCACGCCCACUGCCACCACCACCAUGGCCGUCCUCUUCAGCGUUGUAGUCGCGGUCCUGUCGCUCUGCAGCCUCAGCAGUGCGCACAACAUCCUGCUGCGGGCUCACUCCCGAGAGUGCUUUCACGAGAACCUGCACAAGGACGAUCGCAUGACCGUCACCUUCCAGGUGGGCGACCGCGAGUUUGGAGGAAGUGGCAAUUUGGACAUCGAUUUCUGGAUACAAAUGCCCAGCAUCGGCUAUCAGGUCCACAAUCUCGCCGUCAGCGCAGGAGACCACACGUUUGAAGCGAAAGAGGAUGGCCGGUACACCUAUUGCUUCAGUAACGAGGCCUGGUCCGCGAAUACGAAGGAGGUCAGCUUCAACGUGCACGGCGUCGUUUACGUGCCUGAGACUGAGGCACCCCAAGACCCGUUGGAUAAGGAAGUCCGCGCCAUGUCUGAAUUGAUGGCAUCAGUCAAGGACGAGCAAGGGUACAUUGUCGUUCGGGAGCGCACACAUCGAAACACUGCAGAGAGCACCAAUGCCCGGGUCAAGUGGUGGAGCCUGUUCCAGAUCGGCGUGCUCGUCAGCGAGGGUGUCUUCCAGGUCUGGUGGCUGAAGCGUUUCUUCGAAGUCAAGCAUGUAGUAUAAGAAGUAAACGACUAGCACGAUACGGAUGUUAUGUCGAUAUGCAGCAAAACACACGAAAAUGCCAGCCACGAGCGGUCACAGCGCCUUCAUCAUGCAAUAGCAGUACCUGUCAGCAGACCUGUGCCAAUCCGCAAGUGCGAAGUGCUCUGGUCGCAGAUGUCCUCAAAAAGCCAAACGCGUGAACGUGAUGCACAAAACCUGUGAGGUAUGCUCGGAAUUCGGAAUGAAAGCACGCUAACGAUUCAGCGUGCGCUGAACCACGGCGUAGUCUUCAAGUGAAGCAAGUGGAGCAGGCGAGAGAAGACAUGCUCGCUGAUUUCUGUUGGCAAUAUGAUAAAUGCGACUGUCGGUAUGAGUAGCUCCGCCGUGGCGCUUCCGCGGCACUUGUUCCUCGAUAGAUUCGCGGCGUCCAUCGAUCGCUGGCCGUUGGAAGGGCUGGGAGGAUUCUGCCGGGGUCAUACAGUGGUCCAACUUCGCAGUAGCGACUUUCCAGGAACAGACGGUAACAUUUUGCUUCCUUCAACGAUUGACUGGCCGACCUGCGAUAUCAGACUAC